CCAUUUUGCAUCGUAUCAAUAAUUUUACAGAACUCUUGUAUCCCCAUCACCAAGAGAAAAACUUUCAGAGAAAGGUUUUGAUGCAAAUUGGAAGAUCAUACUAAUAAAGAUCAUUUAAAGGUCGAUUCUAUGGACUCCGCUGUUGCUAGUGUAUCUGCUAACCUUAAUUCGGUACCGGUCCUUAAUGGUAAUAACUUUAAGGACUGGAAGGAGAACAUUUUUAUUGUUCUUGGCUGCAUGGAUCUUGACCUUGCAUUAAGGAUGGAUCGUCCUGCUUCUCUUACGGAUAACAGUACCUCCGAGCAAAGGAGGAUUUAUGAGAAGUGGGACCGUUCAAACCGCAUGAGUCUUAUGAUCAUUAAGCGCGGCAUACCUGAGGCUUUUAGGGGUGCGGUGUCCGAGGAGGUCACCGAUGCCACAACUUUCCUUGCUGAAAUUGAGAAACGCUUUGCAAAAAGCGAUAAGGCGGAAACAAGUACUCUUUUAAAGAAACUUAUUUCCAUGAAGUUUAAGGGCAAGGAAAACAUAAGGGAGUACAUUAUGGAAAUGUCUCACCUUGCUUCAAAGUUGAAGGCACUAAAGCUUGAGCUUUCGGAUGACUUGCUUGUGCAUUUAGUGCUUAUCUCUCUUCCUCCACAAUUCAGUCAAUUCAAGGUCAGUUACAACUGUCAAAGGGAGAAAUGGACUCUUAAUGAGCUCAUUUCAUUUUGUGUUCAAGAGGAAGAAAGAUUGAAGCAAGAGAAGACUGAAAGUGCUCAUUUGGCAAGCACCUCUAAAGAUAAGGGCAAGAAAAGAAAGAAUGAGGCUGCUAAGGAUAAAGGUCCUGCACAUAAGAAACAAACUCAAACCAACAGUGAUGAUGGUUGUUUCUUUUGCAACAUGAAAGGACACAUGAAGAAGGAAUGUGCUAAGUAUAUUGCAUGGCGAGCAAAGAAAGGGUUGCCUGAGUUGCCGAAAGCCAAAUGAUGCUGAAAGAAGCAUUUAUGUGGGAGAUGGCAAGUCGGUAAAUGUGGAAGCAAUAGGGCAUUUUAGGUUGUUGUUAAGUACUGGUUACUAUUUGGACUUAAUAGAUACUUUUGUUGUACCGUCUUUUAGACGGAAUUUGGUUUCUGUUUCUUGUUUGGACAAAUUGGGUUAUUGUUGUUCAUUUGGAAACAAUUGCUUUAGUUUAUCUAUUAAUUCAAAUAUUGUUGGAACUGGUUCA
Molecule: messenger RNA, 1204 nt
Organism: Cannabis sativa
Lineage: Eukaryota; Viridiplantae; Streptophyta; Magnoliopsida; Rosales; Cannabaceae
Exons: 3
Coding region: 130-966 (278 amino acids)
Molecular function (GO): nucleic acid binding; zinc ion binding
Source: RefSeq, a predicted model, not a curated record